Lynx canadensis (Canada lynx) is the source of this 3501-nucleotide messenger RNA. It is a transcript of the gene BTLA, whose product is annotated as B and T lymphocyte associated. Gene Ontology annotation, cellular component: plasma membrane. The record is from RefSeq and is a predicted model, not a curated record. NCBI's taxonomy places the organism in Eukaryota, Metazoa, Chordata, Mammalia, Carnivora, Felidae. The transcript has 10 exons. Gene Ontology annotation, biological process: immune response-regulating cell surface receptor signaling pathway. Gene Ontology annotation, molecular function: signaling receptor activity. Bases 1755 to 2684 code for a protein of 309 amino acids.
GAAGGGGACACUAGCCAAGGGAUACAGGUCAUGUUUAGAAGAUGAAAAGGCAAGGAAACACACUCGCCUCUAGAACCUCCAGAUGCAGCCCAGCUGUCUCCAUGAUUUUAGCCUAGUAUGAUCUGUUUUUUACUUUUGACCUUCAGAACUGUAAAAUAAUCAACUUGUAUUAUUUUAAGCCACAUGUUUGUUAUAGUAGCAAUAGGAAACUAAUAAAAUGGUUAAAUGCCCCAACUUCCUCAGUCCUUGAGUGGGAUGACUGAGGCUUCCGUUCAUUGUUGGCUUUCAGCGUUCCUGAGGUGAGGAUUAAGUAUAUUAUUCACAGCAAUAACUUGCUAGAAAGCACACUGCCUAUUAGCCUUCUUCUCCUUCCUGUGUUCUUCACUCCCCUACUGUAUUGGGAACAUCUCAAAAUAAACUGCUUGCACUCGAGUCCUUGAAUUGGGGUUUGCUUUAGGGGGAACCCAUCUAAAAUGGAAUUUGAGAUGGCUUUGGUAAAAGACUGAUAUAGGUACUUCUUCAAAUUCUUCAAGUUUGAAUUGAAGGAGUAGAGAGUUCUAUAUUUAUCAUAAAUUUUCAUCAGUUCCAAGAUGCAGUAAUGCAGAGGCCUUGCAAAGUGGGGUGGAAGCCUGAAACUCAAGUGGUCACAAAACAUAGUCCCUAUAUUUGUUACAAAGCUUUUUUUUUUUUUUCUUUUUUUUUUUUUUUUCCUUUUUGGACAUGAUCAUUGUGUGGUUCUUUAGUACUUAGUGUAAGACUCUGCUUUCUGAGUCUCCAGAAAUGACUUCUAGGGCCUCCACUGCCACCAGGGAAUGUGAAUCUAGAGAAGUUUGAGGAAGAUACUGCAUAUUGGUUCAUUCUACACCAGAAUUUCUCAAUCUUAGCACCAUUGACAUUUUGAGCUGGAUAAUUCUUUGUUAUGAGUUCUGUCCUGUGCAUUGUAGGAUGUUGAGCCACAUGUCUGGCCUCUACCCACUAGAUGCUACUGUGUUGGACAAUUGAGAAUCACAGUUGACCCUUGGACAAUGUGGGUUUGAAUUGAGCAGGUUCACUUACACAUGUUUGUUUGUUUUUUUUUUUUUCAAUAAAUAUUUUGGAAAAUGUUUUGGAGAUUUGCAAAAAUUUGAAGAACUUCGCAGAUGAACCCCAUAGCCUGGAAGUAUAGAAAAAAUUAGGAAAAAGUUUACUUCAUCUGCAUUUUUUUCUCCUCAUAAAGCCAUAUAAAUAAGAAGAGGACUCUGCCGUGAAGACAAAUAACAUAAAAUCAAGAUGUGGAACAAAUUUGAUUUUCUGGAAGCAGACACUGAGAUAAAUUAGGGAUUAGCACCUGUGAAAAUAAGAGGGCAGAAGCAAGACUGGGCAGAGGAAGAAGUUAAACUGAUAUAGGCCUGCCAUAACCUUGGCUGACAACCAGCACCUCUGGAUCAAGUAUGGCCCAUCAACAUCACAUGGGAGGCUGAAAUGGCCAGCCUUUUACGCAUUUUCCCUGCUCCAUCACUAGAUGCAGGCUGUCCUGGAAAAUCAUGACCUUGGACAAGGGACCAUUUCAAAGACAUAAUGAGCCUUGCCUCAGCUGUCACCGAAAGUUUGCAUUCCACCUUGAGCACCGGAAAAAAAGUUUAUAAAUGCUGCAUAAAUAUUUCACAGGAUGUUUACUUAAUGUCACUGAGGUAGGUAACGUGGUCCAAGCCUGAGGAAUUCAAGGAAAGAAGAGAAGUCUACUGGACUUUUUCCAUCCCUGAUAUGCACAGGAAAUGAAGAGGUCACCUGGGAUGCUUGGAAUUGAGAAAAUGUCCUGGGUGCUCUUCCUAAUCCCACAUCUGGGCAUCUGGAGUAUCAACGGGCAAAGAUCAUGUAAUGAACAACUGUAUGUAAAGAGAUAUUCCACAUACACUGUGUCAGCAGGGUAUCCAUUUAAUCUGGAGUGCCCUGUGAAAUACUGUACUAAGAGGCCUAUUGUGACCUGGUGCAAGCUCAAAGGAAAAAACUGUUUACCUCUUGCAUAUAAACUUCUGGGAUACACAACUUGGAAAGAAGGGGAGAAUAUUUCAGUUUUUAGUCUUCAUUUUAAUCACGCGCUGGCUAGUGAUUCUGGUUCAUACCGCUGUUCUGCGAAUUUUACAUCUGGAGUUAUUGAAAGCCAUUCAGUAACCAUUAAUGUGACAGAACAGACUCAAAAUAAUUCAGAAUACCCUCUAAUAACAUUGACUCACAUUUCAGAUACAACUGGUGCCUCAGGACCACCCUCUCAGGAAGUGACGGCGGACAAACGAUGGAUGCUUUAUAGUUUGCUUCCUUUGGGGGCAUUGCCUCUGCUCAUUACCUGUUUGUGCCUGUUCUUCUGCCUUAGAAGGCACCAAGCAGAAAAAAAGGAGCCUUCUGACACAGCAGGAAGGGAAAUUAACCUGGUUGAUAUUCCCCAGCCCUUUCGGAGUGAGGAAACUGAAGUGGGAACCGGGCAAAAUCCCCAAACACUGCUAUCAGAAACUAGUACUUAUGAUAAUGACCCCUGGUUCAGGGUCCAGGAAGAGUCUGAAGUUUAUUCUAACCCAUGUCUGGAGGAAAACAAGCAGGGCAUUGUUUACGCUUCUUUGAACCAUUCUGUCAUUGGAAUAAACCCAAGACAAUCAAGGAAUGUGAAAGAAACACCUACAGAAUAUGCGGCCAUAUGUGUGAGGAGUUAAAUUCGAUCUUGAUCUCCAACUGGUGAUCACUGAAAGAUAUGCAUGUCAACACCAUUACCAAGCCCAACAAAAGGUUAAAUAACAUUCCUUGACCUGAGAAGCUUCACUUUAAGGAGGUUCAUGUUGGUGCUCGGGUCUUAAGGGUUCAUAGGACAAAUGACUAAAAUUUCUCCCCCCAAAUUCUGAGGGAACUUUUUAUAUGACCCCCUUGAACAACAACACAAAAACCUUUCCCUCCAAGACUAAGUGAUAUUAUGAGUAGCAGAGUGGCAGAAUAUUUAAACGUAGCUACAUUUUACCCAAUUUACAAAGCUAAUAUAUUUUUUGGAGGAUAAGAGACACAUGUAAGUAAGAGAGGUUUGUGUUAUCUGGAUCAGUUCACUACACUCUCUUGACAAAGAAAGGAUGUCCCAAUUUGACUAACCAUCAACACAGUCAUGAUAAUAUGUUUAUUUCUGGUCAUUCUUCCAUGAUGAGAAAUAUCCCUCUGUCCCUCUAAUACUGUUUUUUUUUUUAAUGUAAAGAAGUAACUUUAGACUUGAUAUAAGAAAAGAAUGGAAAGCAUAAAUGGUUCAGUAAAGAUGUUGGCUACACCGACUACCAUGGAGCAGAUGCUCCCCAUACCUGACACGCAAAUGGUUUUACAUUGUUGAGCAAAUAUAGGUAGUAAUGGAGCAAUUAAUGUGUGGUGCAUUUAUAAACAAAGUUGUGACUCAGUGGUUAGGUCACAUGGACUAAUGUAUAUGAAUGUGAUAUAAUGCUGCUGAAUUAAUAUACUCGUGGUUGUUUAAAUAAACAUAAAAAUAAGCAUCAUCGA